AACACACCGCAUAGUCACGCGUGCACCCGUGAUGCCUUCCUCGCCGAUCACAUUGGUUUGUUGAUGGCAGCUUUUGAUACACCCUGGAUCUCCAUGAGCGACCCGCAGCCGUCCGACGAACGCCACGAUGGCUCUCGCGACCGCUCCUUUCCCGAGCCCACCGUAGCUGGCUUCUCGCCGAACAAGUUGACCACCACUCGAAACCGCACUGGAGCUUCAGUGCUCAUCCACCAGAAAUCACCCCUUCUAGCUGCGACUCCACCGCAAGUGACAAGAGCUUUGGCAUAUUCACAUCCUUUCAUACUACCGUUGAAUCAUCUUGCGGGACUGUUAUCAUGGACGACGGGAGAUGCAUGGGAGAGCUUCCUCCUGGUGGCGGCAUUUUGGUUCACAGUACUCUAUGGUGAUGAUGUGCUACGAUGGGCAGGUCCGGUCGUGGUGAUUGUGUUUCUCAUCGCAGGAAUGUACUCUCGAAGAUACAGUCCUCUCUCGAGCACAACAUGGAGUGGUGAAAAGAAGCUUCGACGACGAGCGGACUCGGACUCGCAGCAAAGGAAGAGUUUGGACGAGAUCUUGAAUACUCUUCAGAUGUUCACAAAUCGUUGUGAUGUCCUGCUGGAUCCAUUUCUCCGUCUCACGGAGUUCUUGAGCACACAGACAACCGCAACAUCUGCCUCGACUCGUCCCGCGUUGACCUCAAUGUUCAUACGAUUACUGGCCAUCACGCCAAUUUGGGUGCUGUUGACUCUCCCUCCACUUCGCAUAAUCACCACACACCGUGUCCUCCUCGUACUGGGCACUCUGGGUAUGACCUGGCACAGUCGACCAGCAAGAGCGUCUCGCGUCAUUCUCUGGAGAAGCCGAGCAGUACGCGCGAUCGUAUCGAUCAUCACCGGUCUGCACUUUUCCAAACCUACAUCUGCUACGGACGACAAGAAACCACCGCCACUUCCACCUCGAACACCCGCCGCUCUCGCAAGCGCUCUCAGAGCAAAAGGCAACAAACCCGGCGUACGCUUCACGUUCGCCAUCUACGAAAAUCAACGCCGCUGGAUUAUGCUCGGCUUCACCAGCAACAUGUUCCUCCACGAACGCCAAUCCUGGACCGACGAGCAUCUCAACACCGUGCCCGAGAAAGACAGCUUUGAGCUCCCAGACACCGAUAAUGAUUACACCAAAUGGCGUUGGGUGGAGGGCAGCACAUGGAGGCUAGAUUCCACCUGGACCGACGACUCUCAAAGCGCAAAGGGUGUUCCUCGCGACAAAGACGGCUGGACGUACUACGACAACAAAUGGUGUGGCGGCGGUCGAAUUAAUGACUGGAACAAAUGGACGCGUCGACGGCGAUGGAUCCGCGACGCCGAACUGAUCGAAGCCACGCCGGAGGAGAUUGAAGCUGCCAACGCGGCCGGACAGCUGGAGACACCCAAUCU
Messenger RNA from Zymoseptoria tritici IPO323, 1433 nucleotides. RefSeq lists its product as uncharacterized. The annotation marks the transcript as partial. Gene Ontology annotation, biological process: peroxisome organization. Gene Ontology annotation, cellular component: peroxisomal membrane. The transcript is spliced from 2 exons. The record is from RefSeq and is a predicted model, not a curated record. Lineage: Eukaryota; Fungi; Ascomycota; Dothideomycetes; Mycosphaerellales; Mycosphaerellaceae.